AUGACACUUCAGUAUGAGUAAUCCCGUGCUCAAUCCAUUUAAUGCAAGAUCACGGCAAGGAAACAUAUAACCUAAUGCAAUCUGACUGAAAACAAUGUGGAAAAAUAUUUGGAAUAAGCUGUUCCUGGUCCUGAUGGUGGGGAACGUGUUUGUGCUCACUGAAACAAAGUAUACCAGCAGAGAUGGAAAAACUUGGAGAAGAAAACUGGAGUCAAAUCUUCGGCGGAACGCCUCGUCUGUCAGAAUUUCCCCGGAUCCAAUGAUGACAGGUUCAGAAUCAGCCGUGGUGUUGCCUGGUGCUGGUGACAUGGACUUUGAUAAAAAUAUUGAGGACAUGGUGUCCCAAGUCAGAAACAAUCCCAACUUAUCCAUUAGCAAAUGUGUGGUGGAUCGCAAACUCUGGAUGUCCAACAGUCGCAGCCUCUCUCCAUGGUCCUACAGAAUCAAUCACGAUGUAAACCGUAAACCGGUGGACGUCCCCGAGGCCGUGUGCUCAUGCGUGGGAUGCAUCAAUCCUUUCACCAUGCAAGAAGACCGCUCUAUGACCAGCGCACUUAUCUACACCAAGAUCCCUGUGCGAAGACGUCUGUGCCACCGGCCAACCAGGAAACCGAAAAAAAAGAAAUGCAUUCCCCGUUACAGAAUGGUGGUGGAGAGCAUCGCAGUGGGGUGCACGUGCAUCGUGGGGUAGCUGAGUGGGACCCACACAACUGUUUUACAGAAGAGGAAUUCUGAUCCUAAUUGUAAAUACUUUGAUUUUCUAUGUGUGAAAUAGUAAAGGAUGCAUUCACUCUGUUAAGUGAACUUAAAACACAAAGUUUUGAUGUAUGCCCUAUUAUGAAUAAAAAAUGUUCUAAAAGAUUUUAUGAUUCAAAUGAUUACAAGAGAUGUUCUCAUUUUGACAACAAAAAUGGGGAAAA
This is a messenger RNA of Myxocyprinus asiaticus (Chinese sucker), 920 nucleotides long. Its product is annotated as interleukin-17B-like. The transcript has 3 exons. The record is from RefSeq and is a predicted model, not a curated record. Gene Ontology annotation, biological process: inflammatory response. Gene Ontology annotation, cellular component: extracellular region. Lineage: Eukaryota; Metazoa; Chordata; Actinopteri; Cypriniformes; Catostomidae. Bases 95 to 691 code for a protein of 198 amino acids. Gene Ontology annotation, molecular function: cytokine activity.